AUGACGAGCGGCGGUGCGCCCCUCGUCGAGGUCGAGCUCUUCGCCGACGUCGCGCCGAGGGCAGCCGAGAACUUUCGCUGCCUCUGCACGGGCGAGAGAGGCAGGUGCCAGGCCUUCGGAGGGCCGCCGCUGCACUUCAAGGGCAGCAAGCUGCACCGGAUGGUGCCCGGGCAGAUCCUGCAGGGAGGAGACAUCACGUCGGGCGACGGGCGCGGCGGCGAGUCGAUCUACGGCCGCCGGUUCGACGAUGAGCCCUUUGUGCGGAAGCACUCUGCAAAGGGCCUCCUCUCGAUGGCGAACAGCGGCCCCAACAGCAACGGAUCGCAGUUCUUCAUCACGCUCGAUGCGCUGCCUCACCUGGACGGCAAGCACGUCGUCUUCGGCCGCGUCGUAGCCGGAGUCGAGUACGCGGUCGCCAUCGGAGGCGCGUGCGGCUCUGCCGCCGGCACGCCGGUGCGGGGCGUCACCAUCGCCGACUGCGGGCAGCGCGGGGGGGGGAGCGACCAGGACGGGAGCGGCGGAGAAGUGUGA
This is a messenger RNA of Emiliania huxleyi CCMP1516, 531 nucleotides long. RefSeq lists its product as hypothetical. The record is from RefSeq and is a predicted model, not a curated record. Gene Ontology annotation, molecular function: peptidyl-prolyl cis-trans isomerase activity. Bases 1 to 531 code for a protein of 176 amino acids. The transcript is spliced from 2 exons. NCBI's taxonomy places the organism in Eukaryota, Haptophyta, Isochrysidales, Noelaerhabdaceae. Gene Ontology annotation, biological process: protein peptidyl-prolyl isomerization.